Molecule: messenger RNA, 417 nt
Organism: Gossypium arboreum
Lineage: Eukaryota; Viridiplantae; Streptophyta; Magnoliopsida; Malvales; Malvaceae
Exons: 1
Coding region: 1-417 (138 amino acids)
Source: RefSeq, a predicted model, not a curated record
AUGAGGAAAGAUUUAGAGGGAUGGACAAAGCAGAUUAGCAGAAGUAGAAAGUUUAAAAAUGAGGUGUUAACCUCCAAAUUGUCAACUUUAUUGGAAGCUGAUAGAAACGACGAAAAUCUAGCAGAUAUAAUAGAUACUAAAAUUUUGUUGAAUUUUGAAAUUGAGAAGGAUGAAUGUUACUGGGAACAGAGGGCUCGGAUUAAUUGGUUGAAACUUGGAGACAGAAAUACUGCAUUUUUUCAUAAACAAGCAACUCAAAGGAAAAUGAGAAAUCCGAUUCAGAAAAUGCAAUUUGAAGAUGACAAGAUAACAGAAAAAGAUAAGGACAUGGGGGAAAUCGCGAGAGAUUAUUUUCAGAAAUUAUUCUCGAUAGUUGCGCAAGGAAAUUUGGAUCAAAUUCUAUCUGGCAUUGAUUGA